GUUUAGAACACUUAUGAAAAGAUUACGCAGCUGACAUUUACUUUAAAAUUUUUACUAUUGUUUUUGAAACUGUUGGAAUUUCAAUUACAAAACACACCAAAUUAAUUCUUGAAUUUAUGUACGUCAAAACUUGAAAUAACAUUUUGUGAUUUAUGCCUGAAGAUUAAAAAUUGUAAACUUACAAUAAAAAUUAGCUGAAAUAAAUGUGCUCACUAUUUGGGCGUGGCUUAGCCCAUUAUAUAUAUAACAACGCGUUGCAUGCACGUCGUGCGUGGGCCAAUUGCAAAUCAGCUAAACCAACCACACCCGCUGCAACCGAACCGCACAGCAAAAUUGUAGAUGUGUGUUGUGAAGGUAUGGUAGUUAAGAUAAUACCGGCACGCAGCAAUAACUAUAUGUAUUUGAUAACUGAUUUGCCCACCGGUUGUACGGCCGCAAUCGAUCUCUCCGAUAACAAAAUUCUCUUUGAAAUACUUAAAAAGGAAAAUUUAAAGCUUUCCUUUGCUUUUAUAACACACCAUCAUGAGGAUCAUUCAGCCGGUACGCAAGAGCUGGCCGAUGCGUGUCCCGAUGUGAAAAUAUGCGCUGGUGAUGAGCGCAUCAAAUCUGUUAAUCAUUGUGUUAAGGAUUGUGAGCAAUUAAAAUUGGGCGAGAUGACUAUGAAUUGUAUGCACACACCUUGCCACACCGUGGGUCAUUAUUGUUAUUUUGUCGAGUGUGGUGCGGGUGGACCGCCAGCACUUUUUACAGGCGACACACUUUUCCAAGGUGGCUGUGGUGGUUUUGAUGAGGGCACGCCAGAUCAAAUGUAUGCAAUUGUAAAACGUUUCCUUGAAUUACCCAAAGAGACGCGUAUCUUUGGUGGCCAUGAGAAUACAAUCCUAAAUCUACGUUUUGCUCAAUGCGUUGAACCAGAGAACUCUAGUAUUGGCGCACGUUUAUGGUGGGCACAGAAGCAGCGUGAAAAUAAAUUACCCACACCGCCCUCAUUGCUGUGUGAAGAAAGAACCUUUAAUCCAUUUUUGCGCGUUGAUCAUCCGGAUGUGCAGCAUUACACCGGCGAUACAGAUCCGAGUUAUGUAUUAUUUUGUUUGCGCAAACAACGAGAUGCUUUCAAGUAGCGGGUGCCUCAAGUGAAUAAUAAUAGCAAACAG
This is a messenger RNA of Bactrocera tryoni, 1154 nucleotides long. Its product is annotated as hydroxyacylglutathione hydrolase-like protein. The coding region runs from base 204 to 1121 and encodes 305 amino acids. The transcript has 3 exons. The record is from RefSeq and is a predicted model, not a curated record. Lineage: Eukaryota; Metazoa; Arthropoda; Insecta; Diptera; Tephritidae. Gene Ontology annotation, molecular function: hydroxyacylglutathione hydrolase activity.